Messenger RNA from Cooperia oncophora, 1572 nucleotides. The record is from the annotation of a GenBank genome assembly. NCBI's taxonomy places the organism in Eukaryota, Metazoa, Nematoda, Chromadorea, Rhabditida, Trichostrongylidae.
AUGCUGGGUGACUGCGCCCAUCAGCCGUCGGUUUUUGGUGAGGCGGCGACGUCGCCGCUAGCAUCAUUGAGUAGAAGGUCCACAUUCGAUGAGGAUUCGUUCUUCUCCCCAACCAAGCCACAAGUGGAUCAGAGAGGAGCUCGCGCAGGUCCAAGUCCGCAGCAGAUUCAAAGAUUACCUACUGUUCACGACAAAGUUUUGGACUGGUUUCUCGGGAUGAUCGAAAAUCGUCAGCUGAGGGCUUCAGCAUGUGCAAGCGUCAUUUGUGCUUUCCUUUUCUUCGUAUCCCUUAUUGCUUCUACAGUUCUCAAUACGAUCACCGCUGCAAUUUUUUCAGUGAUGCACUUUCUUCCACCUUUUCGUUGUCGACAUGGUUCUCGAGCAUCGUUUUGGGAGCUCUUCUCUUUUGGUAUAUCUUGGGUGUUGCUGAAAUUCCUUAGCAAAGCUGAGCAGCUGCAACGAGUACCCUGGACAAGCACAGAUUCGUGGCUAUGUUUUAGCUCAGUUCUGAUCUACAAUGUUCUUCAUUCCAUUGCAAUAAUGAAAAUGACGCGAUUUCCUUCAGAUGAGAAAUUUCUAGUAGGCUUGGUUAUUCAGUCAGCUGUAAUGUCGGCGUUUUCAUCCAUAUUUCGCAACGAUUUCCAGCUCAACUUUUCUGGCGCUGUGACACAGCUGGGUCUCAUGCACACCAUUAUUGGCAUGUUCGCGGUUGGGUACGAGUCUGUCAUGGUGUCAGCAUUCCGCGAAGCAAUUCGCAUAGCAUCUGUCACAGCGGUCAUAGGUUGUGUUACUGGCUUGUUCUGCCAUGGUUUCUCGUCUGUGCUACUGUUGUUCAAUAUAUCUUUUCACAUGUACAACAUAAUUAUUAUCUUUGGGCAACAAUUUGCUACAAAAGCUUUGCUGAGAUUGGUUCGCCAUCUUGUAAUGAAGCCAAUCUCUUUCCCAUUACCUCCAGCCUAUGCUGUGCAUACUCCGACUCCGGAGCAAACACGAACCCUUCCGAUUGUUCUGGAUAGCCAGCACCCCCUGUUGAAGCCAAUCUCUUUCCCAUUACCUCCAGCCUAUGCUGUGCAUACUCCGACUCCGGAGCAAACACGAACCCUCCCGAUUGUUCUGGAUAGCCAGCACCCCCUGUUGAAGCUUUUCGCGUUCACCGAUCUACGACGUGUGGCAUGGACUGAUCGCAACCGCCGCAUGGAAGUGGACAUCCACGGAAAUUGGACGAAUGUUUCUACAGCAUGUAUCAACAUUUUAGAGAGAGUCCAAAGUGAACUGCAGGUCGCAUCUUGCCGUUUCGAAAAUUCUGGUCUGGAUAGAGACCGUGGUGAUAUACCAGACGAUGAUUUUGCGGAAGUGGACAGGGAAAUGCUAAUGAUGCCUCACAAAUCGAGAAAACAGCUUUACUCGUCGGCUGUUCGUCAACGUCAUCGUAUGGCUAUUAGACCAGUAGUUCGUCAGCCCACUUCGUCUGUUCAACAGCAGCUGAGCUGGUGGAAAAGGUUUAUACUAUAUUCAUCUGAUCAAGAGGUCGUCUCUCGAUACGACGCCAGCAUUGUUAUUUUGGCUAUUGAA